Molecule: messenger RNA, 1276 nt
Organism: Limulus polyphemus (Atlantic horseshoe crab)
Lineage: Eukaryota; Metazoa; Arthropoda; Merostomata; Xiphosura; Limulidae
Product: glucose-induced degradation protein 4 homolog
Exons: 5
Coding region: 211-825 (204 amino acids)
Biological process (GO): protein targeting to vacuole; proteasome-mediated ubiquitin-dependent protein catabolic process; protein catabolic process in the vacuole
Cellular component (GO): extrinsic component of membrane; GID complex
Source: RefSeq, a predicted model, not a curated record
UCUACACAGAAAUGUUUGUGGGCGAGGGUUGUAUCAUAGGCCUAGUUGUGGUGUAGCAACGGUUGCAGUAAAUUUAGGCCUAAUUUUAUUAGCCCUCAAGCUAAGAUAGUAUUACUAUUUUUAGUGCAUUCGUGCGCAGUUAACUUUAUCGAUGCUGGAUAAAUCGUAAGAUUGACGAGUAAUUUUUGUCGUUCGUUAUCGUUAAGCCAAAUGCCAGUUAAGACAUAUAUAACUCCACCUCCACCUCCGGCAAAUUCUAGACAGCCUGGAGUUACACGUUCAUUACUUUAUAACGGAUCUAAAUUCCAGGGCCAUCAGAAGAGUAAAGGCAACUGUUACGACGUUGAAGUUAUUUUGCAGCAUGUAGAUGAGGAAAACUCCUAUCUCUGUGGCUACCUGAAAAUAAAGGGAUUGACUGAAGAGUAUCCAACUUUAACCACCUUUUUUGAUGGUGAGAUUAUUAGUCAGAAAUACCCGUUCUUGACUAGGAAAUGGGAUGCUGAUGAAGAGGUUGAUAAGAAACAUUGGAGUAAAUUCCUGUCAUUUUUCCAAUAUUCUAAAACUUUUAACUGUGACAGUUUUGAUUAUGAUGAACUGAAGAAUACAGACUUUGUUUUCAUGAGGUGGAAGGAACACUUCCUCGUGCCUGAUCACACAAUAAAAGAUAUAAAUGGAGCGUCAUUUGCCGGAUUUUACUAUAUAUGUUUUCAGAAGUCUACAUCAUCUAUAGAAGGAUAUUAUUAUCACAAAAAUUCAGAAUGGUAUCAGUCUUUGAAUCUCACCCAUGUUUCAGAACACAGCAUUCAGAUCUACGAGUUUCGAUAACUGACCGAGUCUAGUUUUUUUAUGACUGUGCAGGAAACUUUGUUUUCUUCUGGUCAUCGUGGUUUGUACAGUCACUGCACAGUGUUGAGUUUUUGUUUUACUUAAUUAGUGUAUUUUCUGUACAGCAUUUGAGAAUUUGUUUCAUUUAAACAUAUGACAAACACAAAUAAAAUUUAUUUAUAAUUCAAGGCAUAUAUAUAUAUAUGCCUUAUGUUGUACAAAGUUUGUCAUGCACUAAAUAUUUACCAUUUCUGCUUGACAUUAAGAUUGAAUGAUCACUUAGUUUUCACGCAAUUUAACCCUUUUACAGGAAGUUAUUUUAGGUUAAGUAAUGCAGUGCUUUGUGAAGUAAAUAACUGUUAAAACAGAACCAAGUACAAUGUCAGGCUUCAAGAAAUGAUAAUUCAUGUAAAACUAAUACUCAUGUAUGUAUAAAUAACUAUUCAUCGAA